AGCUACCACCCAUUCUUCUCUCUCUCACUCCACUCCGUCUCUCUCGCUCGCUCCGCUCGAGGAGGAGGGAAUCUGAUCGAGAGAGCGGAUAGAGGGAGAGGACCGAGGAGAAAUGGCAGCAACAGUAGCCAGCACCGGCGCUGCUUCGUCCUCUUCUUCUUCGUGUCCUUCUUCUUCUUUUUCGAAUUCCUGUUCUAGAGCUCUUCCCAGAUCCACCAUCGUGAGGAUGAGGACGAGGGCGGUCGAGUGCUGCGCGUCCUCGAGAAAAUCCGCCGCGGUUGGGUCGAGCGUGCGCUGCCCAAUCUCAGCUCCGGUGCCGUCCCGAUUCGUCCUUCCGCCGCAGAUGAUUCCAAUUCCGGUGGUGAUCGAGGUUGAUCAAGACGAGGAGGACGAGCUCACUUUCCUGGAUUACGACGACGACAAUGAAGAGAAGAGGAAGUCUCCUUGGCUCACGUCUCAGUACUUGAGCUUAAGGCUGCGAUGUUCCUCGUUGAUGAUGAAGGAAGCGAAGGAUGCUCUCAGUCGCCACUUCAAGGGACGAGAGCCGACCGUCUCCGUGAACUCCAUGCUCAACACCACCGCUGACAAAGUCUCGAGUUCUUCCGCCGGUAGCAACAAGAGAGCAACCGACAAGAACCGCCACCUCCAGCUGAAUCUCAUCAGCGAAAGCUACCACGGGGAUACCGUUAAGUUCAUCACGGAUGUGGUUCUUUCCGACGAGCAGGGAGGUUACUUUGGAGACCGGGCCGUCAACUCCACCGUUGCUUGAGGAUCGAGCUUGGGAAAAAGUGAGAAUCUUCCUCUUCUUCAUCCUCAUCGAAAGGAUAGAACACAAUGGUGGAAGCGUUUUGCUAGGCCCUGCUUCUACACUCCCAUCCUGAUCUGAUGAACACCGGAACUUGGAUGAUCUGUGCGAGGAUGAUCUGCUGCCUGGAAACUCUAUUAAAAGCUUGGAUCAAGAGAAAAAUACGACUUUCGAGGAUACAUGAUCGCGGCAGAGCACAGUUGGAUCGUCGUCGUCUUGCUCCGGAAAAAAAGAUAGAAAAGAGAAUGCUGAGCUCGAGAUGGCUGUAAAAUAAUAAGCGGAGGAGAAGAAACUAGAGAAUAGAAUACUCUCUCAUAUCACUCUCACUUGUUAGUGUGUGUCGAGUGAUUGCCCACAAUGUCAGGAAUAAUUCGAAGGCAAUCACCAACAGGAAUCCGGGAUAACAUCGAAAACGGUUGACAGUGCUGGUCUCGAGAUCUCCGGAUGAGAGAAGGGAAAUGCAAAGACGAAUGUUCAAA
Messenger RNA from Selaginella moellendorffii, 1284 nucleotides. RefSeq lists its product as uncharacterized. The record is from RefSeq and is a predicted model, not a curated record. The transcript is spliced from 4 exons. NCBI's taxonomy places the organism in Eukaryota, Viridiplantae, Streptophyta, Lycopodiopsida, Selaginellales, Selaginellaceae. Bases 113 to 769 code for a protein of 218 amino acids.